AUGGAAUUCGAUGAUGUAAUCCGAUGUGUUGGAGAGUUUGGGAGGAUUCAGCUUCGGACGACAAUAUUUAGUGGUCUAGUGACAAUGUCGACAGCCAUGCAAAUGAUGGUAACCGUCUUUAUGCAGCAAUUACCGGCGCAUAGGUGUGCCAUUCCAGGCCUGGCAAACGACACCUUUGGAAUCCAGGGUACCUGGCACCAACAUCUUAUCAACCAAACCAUUCCUGUAGACGAAAAUGGGAAGUAUGAGGGAUGUCUGUGGCGUAGUGGAAAUGAUUCCGGGAAUGGUAGUGUGUUGCCGUGCAAGGACUGGGUUUAUGAUACAUCUGUAUUCCCGAGAACAUUUCCUACAGAAUUUGGCCUAUUUUGUGACAGUUCCUUGCUAAUAAAUAUGGUCAACGUGGUCUAUCUAGCAGGAGUGGCCUUGGGGGCCAUUGUCGGUGGUUUAGCAGCAGACUAUAUUGGUCGCAAGUGGGUAUCUUUCAUCGCCUGUUUGAUACAUGGCGUCGGAGGAUUGGGAGCCGCUUUCUCACCUAACUACGGGACUUAUGUUGCAUUCCGUUUCGUCGUUGGCAGCUGUCAAGGCAUUCUUAACAGCUCGGUCGUGGUUCUAAUCAUGGAAUUUGUAUCACCAAGAAGACGCAUGGUAUCCGUGUGCACAUUAGCUAUGUCCUGGGGAAUAGGCAUGGUGCUUACAACUCCGUUGGCUUACCUUAUACGGGACUGGAGAUAUCUACAGUUGGCUGUGGCCUUGCCACCAUUCUUAUACCUAGGCUUCUGGCGGAUUACAGUCGCAAUUUCGUGGUACGGUCUUACAUUAAAUCAGGGUUCCCUAGAUGGAGAUAUCUUCAUCAAUGCAUUUGUCCUGUCUGUAAUCGACAUCAUAGCUAAGGCGUCGAUGUUCAUCAUCAACAGAUUUGGAAGAAGAAAAACAUUCUGUGCUGGCAUGAUGAUCUCUGCUUUGUCCAUGUUGACUACAGUACCGGUUCAUUUCUUUGCAGACAGAGAGAGUCCUUCUACCAGAACCGCCUUUACAGCUUUGUACACUAUAGGGAAGAUGGGCUUCAGCGGUAACUUCAACCUUCUUUUCAUGUGGAAUGGCGAGUUCUAUCCAACAGCCUUACGGAAUUUCGGAUUAGGUUUAGGAUGUACAUUUGGUCGUGUUGCGGCUAUUGUAUCACCAGUUGUUAUGGACCGAUUAGGAGAACAUCCAGUUCUUGGUAACACUGUUCCUCUGAUAUUGUUUGGCUGCAUGGCAUUGUUUUGUGCUUUGAGUGGUCUAUAUCUCCCUGAAACCACCCACAAACACCUGCCAGAGACCUUGGAAGAUGCUCAAAACUUUGGAGUUAAAAGGAGAAAAGAUGGGAUCAACCAAGAAUCAAAUGAGAAUGCCCCAUCGACAUUUGAAAUGGUUUCUUAAGUGCAACGACUACAAUUUUACGUAUGUGGACUGAUUUUUGUAGCAGUUUGGUAUCUUUGGGUCAGUUGAGCCUGGCACAUUGUAGGACUAUAUAGGUAUUUUUAAAAUGUUACACUGAUGAAUGGUAGCAAAUUAAAAUUGCACGUAAUAAAAAGAAGAAUGUCAACAAUUGCAAACU
Messenger RNA from Lingula anatina, 1597 nucleotides. Its product is annotated as organic cation transporter protein-like. Gene Ontology annotation, molecular function: transmembrane transporter activity. NCBI's taxonomy places the organism in Eukaryota, Metazoa, Brachiopoda, Lingulata, Lingulida, Lingulidae. Gene Ontology annotation, cellular component: membrane. Gene Ontology annotation, biological process: transmembrane transport. The record is from RefSeq and is a predicted model, not a curated record.